This is a messenger RNA of Temnothorax curvispinosus, 1749 nucleotides long. Its product is annotated as testis-specific serine/threonine-protein kinase 1-like. The record is from RefSeq and is a predicted model, not a curated record. Lineage: Eukaryota; Metazoa; Arthropoda; Insecta; Hymenoptera; Formicidae. The transcript has 4 exons. Bases 306 to 1436 code for a protein of 376 amino acids. Gene Ontology annotation, molecular function: tau-protein kinase activity; protein serine/threonine kinase activity; ATP binding. Gene Ontology annotation, biological process: intracellular signal transduction; protein phosphorylation; microtubule cytoskeleton organization. Gene Ontology annotation, cellular component: cytoplasm.
GAUUCGCUGUCCAUUGGCACUCGUGUCAUCUUACAUUUCGUCAAAAUGGUCAAGUAACCGCCAGUGCGGACUCUACAAAAUUUCUAGUAUAUAGAUUCGUCAUCGUCGCCGACAAAGAAGUAGAACAGUGCGGUAAAGGUCUUCACAAUUUGCAUUUGUCGAAUGCACAAAUGGGGAUUCUACGUCAUCGGAUUAUCCGCAUUCACGAUGCAAUCCGUGUCUAAACGUCGAGCAAAGUGAGAACGGCUAAUUACGAAUUAUGGUAACGCGGUGGAUAGAAUGCCGUCUGUUGUCCCACGAAUCUCAUGUCGCACCUGAGCCAGACACCGUCCGAGGAGGCCACACUGCUAGCCCGGGGUUACAAGCUGGUGAGGAAGCUCGGCGAAGGUUGUUACGCAAAGGUGUACUUAGCCGAGUAUAAGCCGGAACAUGAGUCGGAGAAAAAUAGCACCUUGGCCUGCAAGAUUAUCGACACCGCAAACGCGCCAAAAGACUUCGUUCGGAAAUUCCUGCCUCGCGAACUGGACAUUCUGGUGAAGCUGAAUCAUCCGCACGUCGUGCACGUUCACAGCAUUUUCCAGAGGCGCACCAAGUACUUCAUAUUCAUGCGCUUCGCCGAGAACGGUGAUCUGCUUGAUUUUAUCCUGAAGAACGGCGCGGUGGCGGAGAAUCAGGCCCGCGUGUGGUUCCGGCAGCUCGCUUUAGGUCUUCAGUAUCUACAUGAGAUGGAAAUAGCGCAUCGUGACAUCAAGUGCGAGAACGUUCUUCUCACGUCGAAUUACAACGUCAAACUGGCGGACUUUGGUUUUGCUCGUUACACGAUCGACAGCCGUGGUAAGCGCGUUCUGAGCGACACGUACUGCGGCUCGCUGUCGUACGUGGCACCGGAGAUCCUCCGCGGUUACCCGUACAAUCCGAAGAUAUCCGACAUAUGGUCGCUGGGCGUGAUCCUCUACAUACUGCUGAACAAGGCCAUGCCGUUCGACGAGGACAACAUAAAGCGUUUAUACGAGCUGCAGAUAGCGCGCAAAUGGAAAUUCCGCAGCAAAGUAACGGAGAGUCUGACUGAUCGCGUGAAGAAGCUCGUGACCAGUCUGCUCGAGCCGGACGUGUCUAAACGCUGGCGUUUGGAUCAGAUCGUGCAAAGCGACUGGAUCGCCAUGGAUCCGCGCCUUCUGGUGCUCACGCCAGCGGAGCAGAUCGCGCUGAACAACGCGAUCGAGGAGCGCAAGAAACACGAGGAGAAGUUUGCGAGGAGGGAACCGGUACGGGCUGAGAGCCCAAUUGUACAAUCGUUGCUCCUAAGCAUUCUUUAUAAAUCCAAGUGCCUCUUAGUAUCGUUUCCAUCAUACAUCAUGCUGAUGAUGCGUAGCAUACUGCUGGUCAUUUACUUGGUGUACACGCGCAUCUUAUCGCACAUUCGAUUGCGAGACUAGCCGAAAUAAUUUUUGUGAUACGCGUUUGCCAUCGAGCGUGUCGAUUUUCUUACGUUUCGUAGAUCAAGUCUAUAAUUAGAGAGAGAAAGAGAGAGCACGCGUGCGCAAGUGAUGUCACAAAAUUACGUGUGACCGAUUUUCAGAGACGGCACAAAGUCGAGGAGACAAAAAAGAUCAACGAGUACAAAACCCACGAAACGAAAGAAAUAAUGGUCCUCAAAGACGCCGCAAAAGCGACAGUUUCCACGAUAAUGACGAUCAAGGCUUAACUUACAAAUUGGCCCUACCUGAUCUCUGUAAUAUUCGCUUUUUU